AUGGGCAUUGUCUGGAACCCAGUAAGCAGGCCGCUCCAGGCCCAGCUGGCGGCGGGCGCCAGCUCCAUUGUGACCCGAGAUCGCAGGCUGAGCCGCUGCUGCGGUGGGUCGGAAACCUGCAUUAACCCCGCUCUGUGCCCAGCCGGGGGGACGUUCUCCGGGGACUGGACCCAGCCCCUGGGGCAGCCCCGGGCUCUGCCGACACCAGCCCCUGAGCCGGAGCCUGCAGCUGCUGGUGACGUUAGAGGAGGCGACUGUUUCACCAUGGAGCCAUGGGUGAUGCUGGAUCCGCGGCAGAGAGCUUUGUACCGGGAUGUCAUGCAGGAAAGCUAUGAGACCCUGAUGUCCCUGGCUGAUGGUUUGGUGAGCGACAACGAGGAGGAGGAUGCUGAUGAGGAGGAGGAGGAGGAAGGCUCAGAGGAACUGGAACCACGCACGUCUCAGAAUCCUGAGUGGGAAAAGAGCCCUGCCGACUCCGAUGAGCAAAAGAAAGCCCAGCCAGGGAAGAAGCAUGACAAAGCCACGCAGCGCGGCCCAGGCCUGAGGAAGCCGAAGGGCACGGUGGCCCAGACUCGCUGUGGCGACUGCAGGAAGAAUUUCGAGUGUGGGGCGGCUGGGGGCCGGCAGCGGAAGGGCAAGCCGACCGAGGAGCACGCCAAACCCUUCUGCUGCCAGGACUGCGGCAAGAGCUUCAUCUGGGCCUCGCACCUGGAGCGACACCGGCGCAUCCACACUGGUGAGCGCCCCUUCCGCUGCCCUGAGUGCGGGGAAAGCUACAGCCAGAGCUCCCACCUCCUGCAGCACCGCCGCACCCACACCAGCGACCGGCCCCACAAGUGCAGUGACUGCGGGAAGCGCUUCGCCCAGUCUGACGAGCUGGCCGCCCACCAGCAGGGCCAUGCAGCGGACAAACCCCACAAGUGCAGCCACUGUGGCAAGGGCUUCAUCUGGGCCUCCCACCUGGAGCGGCACCGGCGCAUCCACACUGGUGAAAAGCCCUUCAAGUGCCCCGAGUGCGGGGAAUCCUUCAGCCAGAGCUCCCAUCUGUCAAAGCACCGGCGCAGCCACACGGGCGAGCGCCCCUACCGCUGCCCACACUGCGGGAAAAGUUUCUGUCAGAGUUCAGACCUAGCCCGCCACAAGCGGACCCACCUGGGCAAGAAACCCCUGCGCUGUGGCGACUGUGGGAAGUGCUUCCGGGCUGGCCCGGCCCUGGCCCGGCACCAGCGCUCCCACCGGCGGGAGAGGGCCCACCGCUGCGGUGACUGCGGCAAAGGCUUCGUCUGGGCCUCUCACCUGGAGCGGCACCGGCGGGUCCACACGGGUGAGCGCCCCUUCCCCUGCACCAGCUGCGGGGAGCGCUUCGCCCAGAAGGCCCACCUGCUCCAGCACCGUAAGACCCACUCCCCCGACCGGCCUUACAAGUGCAGGGACUGCGGCAAGCGCUUUGGGGACAACGCCGCUUUCCUGGCCCACCAGCAGGGCCAUGCGGCAGAGAAGAGCUACAAAUGCAGCGACUGCGGGAAAGGCUUCGCCUGGGUCUCCCACCUGGAGCGGCACCGGCGCAUCCACACCGGAGAAAAGCCUUUCAAAUGCCCUGAGUGCGGGGAAUCCUUCAGCCAGAGCUCGCAUCUCACCAAGCACCAGCGCAGCCACCUGGGCAAGCAGCCCUACAAGUGUAGCGAGUGCGGGAAGGCCUUCGGCCUCACUCUCGACCUCAUCAUCCACCAGCGGACUCACAUGGGCAGCAAACCCUAUAAGUGCUCCCAGUGCAGGAAAGGAUUCACCCGCCGGGCCAACCUCAUCAAACACCAGAGGAGCCAUGGGGAGGAGGAGCCCUGAGGGGAUUCACAGACUGGGCUGCAGGGUAGAGGGAGCCAGCGGGGGAUAGGAUAAACAUGACAGUUGGAGGCUAACAAGAGCUUGUGUGGCAGGGAAUGGCAUAAAUGUGAGGCUCAGAGGCUGAGAGGAUAGAGGGAGGGUAUCCCUCUUGGCUGCUAAUGAGGUGGGGGAGCAGUAUAAAUGUGACACAGGGAGGCUAAUGGGGAACAGCAUAAAAGUGACACAUGGAGGCUAAUGUGGGGGAACAGUAUAAAUGUGUCACGGAGGCAAAUAGGAUGGGGGAACGGUAUAAAAGUGAUAUAUGAAGGCUAAUGGUUGGGGAACAAUAUAAACGUGACAUACAGAUGCAGUAUAAAUGACCCUUGGCGCAGCUGCCUUGAGAUUCCCUGUGUCUCACAGUAAGGUUGCCAGUUUUGGUGGGAUCUAUUCCUGGAGGUUUCAUCGCAUGACGUAAUCUUUAAUUCAAGAUUAAUCUUUAAUUCCUGGAGACUCCAGGACAAUCCUGGAGGGGUGGAAAACCUAGUCCCUUGAAGGGCAUUUCCAGAUGUCUCAGAGCGUGUCAACUGGCCUGGCCCGCCCCCAGUCACUAAGGGAGACAAAAAACCUGGCAGGCCAGCUAGUCAUCACCCCCUGCUCCCCAUUUACUAUGGGGUCCUGUGUAGGGAUAAUGGAGAUUUAAACAGAGGCUUUGCUGUACUCCUCCCUCCCCCCUGCAAAAUGCCCAGGAUGGCCCAAACCCUCAAAGGUAUUUAUUCCUUUGAUAUCAGUGGAUUUUAGGAGCCUAAAUGUCAUUGAGGUUCUGAGCCAACAUCCGCAGGGUGAGAAAAGCCUCCACCGGGAUCAGAGCUGCAGAUGCUGCUGUGACUUGCCCUUGCCUGUGAGAGCAGCUGCCAGCAGAUAAGGGGUUCAUGCUGGGCAGGCAGAGGCCACAGCAAGACCAUUGCUUUGCUCCAGCAGAUCUGAGCUCCCUGAGGACAGAAUCAUUUCCUUUUGUCACCAGAUCCCAGCAUGGCUCCCCAGAGGCCUGUCGUCUCCCAACCCCUGUAGGAAUGUCCAUCUGAUGCUUCUGGGAGCUGAGAUCUGUUUGCAGCCAUGUUCUUGGGUAUUUUUUUUUGGAGUGCAUCUUGCCAAGUUUAGUUCUCUAUCACUGAGUCGUAGAUGAUGGUUAAUUUGUGACUUUUUUUGCUUUCUGUUGGAGGCAAAUAAAAUAGAAUGUAGUUUUACCAGCCUUACAGACUCCAGGAUACUUGGCAUGAUUAGAAAUAUGCCUUUAAGUACAGCAAGAUACUCAUUGGAAUAGAGUCUAUUUAAUAUGACAGGAGUGUUGUAGAUCUAUAGCUACUAUUAACUCAGGGCUUAUUUAGACAAACCCAGGCCUUCUGUGGAAUAUUUAUUUGGGAUCCCCGCGAGGGAGAGAGACUGCCCUCUCUCUUCAGUUAGUUAUCAACCAGGAGCCCAGUAACAGGCCAAGCCUUUCAUAAGUGACAAGCUAUUUGAACUCCUCCAAGUACUAAACCUCACACCUUCUACUCCAACUGCAGGGCGUGUUUCUUUGACCUCCCAUCUGGAACAUAAAGCGAGACUGACAUGCUUAUUGGUUUUAGAAACCCUUACCAGAACAAGACACUCUACUGUACACGCUUCUCCUCUAAGGGGUGUAGGAGAGAUCAAAGUCACUUAGUGCCCAGCGGGAAGGCACUCAGAUACUCAGGAGAUGAGCGCAAUAGAAGAAUCUAUAUAGAAAAGAACAACUUUUGGGUGUCCAUAAAGGUGUUUAAUUUUCUGGAGGGCAGGAGCUUGGCCCUUUUAGGUGGCCCAUGCUGGACACCCAAACUCCCUAAGCAUUUCUGGAAAACCGUGGCCCAGUUUUCAGUCCCCUGCCCUCAUCUCCCCUUCCCUGCAAACUCCCAAAAUUAAAAUACCUGCAGUCUCAAUUUUACAGGAAACGGGAAAAAAUUACAGAAAAUUUCAGAGGCCUGACAAAGUUUCACUGGUUUAACGAAGGUCUUGUCUACACAUGCUUUUUAUAGCAGUUUAAUUAUCAUGGUUGGGGUGUGAUUUUUCUAAUGAACUAAUUGCACUGGUUUAUUGAUAUAAAAGUGCCUUAUUCUGGUGUAACUUAGGUAACAAAGCAGCUUACUUCGACCUAACUGUGGAAGUGUCUACACUUAAAUUUCACUCCUGCAGAUGUAACUGCCCUACUACACUGACUCCAUCUCCAUGAGCAGCGUAGAAUCAAGGUUGAUGUGGUUAGGUCAAUGUAGUCUCAGUGUAGACACUGCGUUGCUUAAAUUGAUUGUUACUGGCUUUCAGGACCCAACCCACAAUGCUCGACAUUGACAGUACAAUCGAUACAAGGGCUCCUAGUGAGGACAUGCACCAAUACCAGGAGCGAAGUGUAGACAUGGACAAGUGAUGCAAUUACUGCGGCAGCUGUAUGCCAACAUCAGUUAGUCAACUUACUUUUGUAGCAUAGACGUGGUCUUAUUCCCCUUCCCUCCAGGUAUAACUAUUCUACUAUAAGUACUUUUAUACUGAGGUCAGGUCUAUACUACAGUGGUUUGGCAGCAUUGCUAUGUUGGUCAGGGGUGUGAAAAAAAACAAGCGAGGGUAGAUACAGCUAUGCUGACAGAAGAGCUCUCCUGCUGACAUGGCUAAUGUCAGUGGGGGAGGUGGUGUUACUAUGCCAAAAGAAAUACUGCUUCUGUUAUCAUAUGCUGUGUCUACACUAGAGGAUCUGCUGGUCUAGCUGUAUGGGCAAAGCAUUUGUAGCGUAGACAAGGCCUGACGUAACUUUGUCCACACUGGUAUAGAUAAGAUGGUACAAAGACUAAAGUUGAAAUUUUAAAGUGAUUCAGUUCAACUGAUGCAGCUUUAUGUAUGGACACUCUGAAUUUGGUUUAAACCUAUUUUACAAUGAUUUACCUUGCACUGGCAAAUUUUCAGGUGUAAGCUAUGCUGAUAUAACCAGUUUUAAACCAAAGUAAGGUGGUUUACACCAAUUCACCAAAUUUAGGUGUGGACGCAAUAAAAACGAAGUUGAUACAAGUUGACUUAAUGUUGUAGUGUAGAAGACCAGGUUUAAACUGUCUUUUAAACCCAAUUAAGUUAAACCAGUGCAACUUCUGCGUGUAGACAUGAUCUAAGAAAUUAAGCGUCUUUUAAGGAUUAAAAAAUCAUUACACUGACUUCUUUGAAACUGCUUGGAGAUCCGCUGUGGAGAAAAUACAAGGUAAAUGCAAAACAUUACUGACUGCACCUUUCCGUUGGGGUUCUGAAGGCACGGAGGGUCAGGUAGGUACAUGGUGACCCAGAGCAGUAGAGGGCAUUUCCUGGCUGUGGAACUCAAGGGUCUCAUGUCUGACUUUUCUGAGGGUCUUUAGCAUGUUCAGAGGGGAGGCAGCCCUGCCACAUGUCCAUGUGUCACUAUCCUAGGCGGCCGUCACUACAUAGAGCUUGUGUUUAUAGUAAAAUCCCCAACUCUCCAGAUUGCCACCGCCCGCCCCGUAUUCAAAAACCAUGAGUUGGGCCCCCAAAAGUCACGAGUGGCUUAAGAGAAACCACCUUGAAAAUAAAUUCUGGGUUC
This is a messenger RNA of Chelonoidis abingdonii (Abingdon island giant tortoise), 5428 nucleotides long. Lineage: Eukaryota; Metazoa; Chordata; Testudines; Testudinidae. The record is from RefSeq and is a predicted model, not a curated record.